AUGAGCUCCUCUUCAACUUCAAGUGGGAAGCUCCCCUUCGAGCUCGAAUCCAUCUUGACCUCGUCGGCGACGAAUCCAUCCCACGCAGUACCGUCUACACCGUCAUCGAGCAAUGGGACCGUCUCGACGGCAUCGGGAGGAAUGGACUCGAUCGCUGCAAGCUCGGCAAACAAGGGUUGGAUCGCGAGCAUGUUGGAUUCAAAGUAGGUGAAUUGAUCCAAGGGUGAUCACGAAGUGUCCGUUCUUGGCUGAUCCGUUCGUCCUGGGUCCGCCUACAGUCCCAUCUUUAGCGCCGGUUUCGGAUUGAUGGUCAGUUCUCAAACGAUGCCUCGAGCUCAAGAAAGCUUAUCCCCACCUUUUCCUCCACGCUCAGGCCGUCGGUGUAGGUCUAACAUUCCUCCGACGCUCCGCCGUGCAAAUCGGGACCCUCGCCCAACGUCGUCUACUCGUCUCGCUCGAAAUUUCCUCCAAAGACGCCUCCUACCUCUGGUUCCUUCAAUGGAUGUCCCAACAAGCGGCCAAACAAGCCUCCUUAUCCCAGAAACCCCUCCGUCGUAUAGGGUGGGAUUUGGAUGGUUUGGCAUCGAGGUUGAAGAGCCAUGAGUUGGCGGUCGAGACCAAGUAUGAACAGAGGGGGGAUGGCAGUUCGUCAGCGGAAUUUUCGUUGGUCCCGGGUCCGGGGACACAUUAUUUUAGGUAUCGCAAGGCGUGGUUUCAGGUGAGCGAGAGUAGGAAGUCCAUGUAUGUGGGCAUCGUGUCCAGAACUGACUUAGAGGCCUUCCUCUAAGGUCAAACGCGAACGAGCGACCAACAUGCUCGACCUCAAUUCUGGCACCCCAUGGGAAACCGUCACCCUCACGACCCUAUCCCGAGAUCGUCAGCUGUUUUCCUCCCUCCUCACCGAAGCGCGAUCAUUAGCUCAAUCGGCACAAUUGGGGAGAACGGUGAUUUACACGGCUUGGGGAACGGAAUGGAGACCUUUUGGAAGGCCGAGGAUGAGAAGGGCGUUGGAGAGCGUGGUGUUGGAUAAGGGGGUAAAGGAGAGGAUUGUCGGGGAUGUGGAGGCGUUCAUGAAGAGGGGGAGUUGGUAUUUUAAACGAGGUGAGUGUACACAAGGGCGCGGCUCGAUCCGAUCUCACGACCACUGACUCCCACCCCUGAUCGAAGUAAAGGCAUCCCCUAUCGUCGAGGCUACCUCCUCCACGGCCCUCCAGGCUCUGGCAAAUCUUCCUUCAUCCAAGCCCUCGCCGGAUCGCUCGAAUACAACAUCUGCGUCCUCAACCUCUCCGAGCGCGGUCUAACGGAUGACAAGUUGAACCACCUCCUCGCCAACGCUCCCGAACGAAGUCUGGUCCUCUUGGAGGAUAUCGACGCCGCUUUUUCCUCUCCCACCGCGACGUCGAUGACGGGGGAAGGGAACGCUCGUACGCGUUCCACAGAACAAGGUUUCAACGCCAACGUCACUUUUUCGGGCCUCUUGAACGCCUUGGACGGCGUAGCCAGUUCAACCAGUCAAAGGAUCCUCUUCCUCACCACGAAUCAUAUCGAUCGCCUCGAUCCGGCUUUGAUCAGACCUGGUCGAGUCGAUUUAAAGGUCUACGUCUCGGACGCGACGGGUUGGCAAGUCGGUGAGUUGUAUCAAAGGUUUUAUUCGAAAUCUUCCGAAGAUUCGGAAGGCGUGGAGGAGGGGACGUUGAGGGAAUGGAAAGAGGAAUUGAUGAGAAAGGUCGAAAGGGAUGUGGAGAACGGUACCAGGGUUUCGAUGGCGGCUGUGCAGGGGCACUUUAUUAGGAAUGGCGCGAGGGGGGCUUUGGACGGGUGGGAAAGGUUGGUCGAGGAGGUGAAGGAGGAUAAGGAAGUCAGGCUUAGGUUCGCUAGUAGUUUUUAG
Messenger RNA from Microbotryum saponariae, 1888 nucleotides. Lineage: Eukaryota; Fungi; Basidiomycota; Microbotryomycetes; Microbotryales; Microbotryaceae. The record is from the annotation of a GenBank genome assembly.